AUGCUUUCUGUCUUCAGGUGCAGUGUCAACAUGAGGAUUUCGCUGACACAUUUUGACUUUCUCUGCUUUCAUUUACAUUGGGUUAUCAUUGCUCAUUUUCGGGUUUAAACUUUAUUUAAUAGAACAUAGAAAACGAUUAUUUGAAUGAACUACAUUGUCCUCCUCGAUGCAUUACAACAAAAUCUAAAGUAGCUCGAAUGAGGGUUCUUAGCCCUCGGUGAGGAAGAGCAACAUUCGAUACGCGUAGCACUCCAAGAAGUUGUUGCAGUCAAGUGGAGAAGACAGAAGGGGGACAAAGUUUGUAUUUCAGUUUAUCAUUUUCAAGGGGAAAGACACCUAAGAUGUCGGAUUCAAUGUCCAGCUUUUUGCACAUUGGGGACAUCGUUUCCCUUUACGCAGAGGGCUCUGUCAAUGGUUUUAUAAGUACACUUGGGUUGGUGGAUGACCGAUGUGUGGUAGAACCAGCUGCAGGGGACCUGGACUAUCCCCCCAAGAAGUUCAGAGACUGCCUCUUCAAAGUGUGUCCCAUGAACCGCUACUCUGCACAGAAACAGUUCUGGAAAGCCAAGCAGGCCAAGCACGAGAAGGACAAGAUCGCUGAUGUUGUGCUACUUCAGAAACUACAGCAUGCUUCUAACCUGGAACAGAAACAGAAUGAGACAGAAAACAAGAAAGUCCACGGAGAUGUAGUAAAAUAUGGCACUGUCAUUCAGCUCCUGCAUAUGAAGAGUAAUAAAUACCUGACUGUGAAUAAGCGUCUGCCUGCCCUGCUGGAGAAGAAUGCCAUGCGGGUCACCCUGGACGGGACGGGGAAUGAGGGCUCCUGGAUGUUCAUCCAACCCUUCUGGAAGCUAAGGGCCAACGGAGACAAUGUAGUGGUAGGAGAUAAAGUUAUCCUGAAUCCAGUGAAUGCAGGCCAGCCUCUACAUGCCAGUAACUAUGAGCUCUCCGACCACGCUGGAUGCAAAGAGGUUAACUCUGUGAACUGCAAUACUAGCUGGAAAAUCAACCUGUUCAUGAUGUUCAGUGACCACAAGGAUGAAGUCUUGAAAGGAGGGGAUGUAGUGCGGUUGUUCCAUGCGGAGCAGGAGAAGUUCCUGACCUGUGAUGAGUACAAGGUCAAGCUGCAUGUGUUCCUCCGAACCACCCUGCGCCAGUCUGCUACCUCUGCCACCAGCUCCAAUGCCCUGUGGGAAGUGGAGGUGGUGCAUCAUGAUCCAUGUCGAGGAGGGGCUGGACAUUGGAACAGUCUGUAUCGCUUUAAACACCUUGCCACAGGGAACUAUCUUGCAGCUGAGGAAAAUCCGGGUUAUAAAGGUGACAGCGUUGAAAUCCAGACUUCGGUGAGUGAAGAUACGCUGGACAGUAGAGGAAAACUAAAGAUUUUGGGUGAGAGGAUAAAGUACAAGCUGGUGGCUGUGCCUCAUGGGAAUGACAUUGCCUCCUUGUUUGAGCUAGACCCCACCACUCUGCAGAAAACAGACUCCUUUGUGCCAAGGAAUUCAUAUGUGCGCCUCAGACACCUAUGCACCAACACAUGGAUCCAGAGUACCAACGUGCCCAUAGAUAUCGAUGAGGAGAGACCAAUCCGGCUCAUGCUGGGCACCUGCCCUACCAAGGAGGAUAAGGAGGCCUUUGCCAUCGUGUCAGUGCCAGUGAUGGAGAUCCGGGACCUGGACUUUGCCAAUGAUGCCAGUUUCAUGUUGAGCACCAUAGUGGACAGGUUCAAUGAGGGCUUUAUCAGUCCCAAUGACAGAAGGUUUGCCAUUAAGCUGCUGGAGGACCUGGUGUUCUUCGUGGUGGACACGCCCAACAGUGGCCAGGUUGUGCUGGAUGUGGCGAUGACCAAGGCCAACCGCGAGAGACAGAAACUCAUGAGGGAGCAAAACAUCCUCAAACAGAUCUUUGGGAUCCUGAAGGCCCCUUUCAAAGAUAAAGGGACAGAGGGCCCAUUGCUGCGAUUGGAGGAGCUGUCAGACCAGAAGAAUUCCCCCUACCAGUACAUGUUCCGUCUCUGUUACCGGGUGCUGCGACACUCACAGGAAGACUACCGCAAGAACCAGGAGCACAUAGCCAAGCAGUUCGGGGUGAUGCAGUCUCAGAUUGGCUAUGACAUCCUGGCUGAGGACACCAUCACUGCUCUGCUGCACAACAACCGCAAGCUGCUGGAGAAGCACAUCACCAAGACGGAGGUGGAGACCUUCGUUAGCCUGGUCCGCAAGAACAGGGAACCCAGGUUUCUGGACUACCUGUCAGAUCUGUGUGUGUCCAACAACAUGGCCAUUCCUGUCACUCAGGAGCUGAUCUGUAAGUGUGUGCUGGAUCCCAGGAACCAAGACAUCCUCAUAAAGACUGAACGGCGUGUGGCCAAAGAGAUUCCCAGUGCCACUGAAUACAUGGGCAUGGAGGAGUAUGCUGACGAUGAUGAGGUGUGGCUGGUCUGGACUGACAAGACCAAUGAGAAGCAAGAGAAGGGCAUCAGACAGCUAGCCCAGGAGGCCAGACAGGGGAACGCUCAUGACGAGAACGUGCUCACGUACUACAGGUACCAGCUGAAGCUGUAUGCACGGAUGUGUCUGGACCGCCAGUACCUGGCCAUAGAUGAGAUCUCCAAGCAGCUGGAUGUGGAGCUCAUCUUCCUGUGCAUGAUGGACGAGACACUACCCUUUGACCUGCGCGCCUCUUUCUGCAGACUGAUGCUGCAUGCGCACGUCGACCGAGACCCCCAGGAGCUGGUCACGCCCGUCAAGUUCGCCCGUCUCUGGACAGAGAUCCCCACUUCCAUCACAAUUAAAGAUUAUGACUCCAACAUGGAUGACUCGCGGGACAAUAAGAAGAACAAGUUUGCCAACACCAUGGUGUUCAUGGAGGAGUACCUCAACAACGUUCUCAAUGAUGACUUGCCUUUCGCUGACGAGGAAAAGAACAAACUGACCUAUGAGGUAGUGAGCUUGGCCAGACACCUCAUCUACUUUGGCUUCUACAGUUUCUUUGAGCUGCUAAGGUUGACACGGACCCUUCUGGGAAUCAUCGACUGCAUCCCCAACCCUUCACUCAUCAACCCCAUGUUCCAGGACGAUGGCAGUGGGAAGAACAUGAAGCGUUCCAUCCAUGGUGUUGGCCAGAUUAUGUCCACCAUGGUACUGAGCAGGAAACAGUCCAUGUUUGGAGGUCCAGGCCGGAGUGCUUCCAACAUAGAGGGCCAGAACCGCAGCAAGGACAGCAUCGACAAACAGGACGUCACUGUCAUGGACACCAAGCUGAAAAUACUGGAAAUUCUGCAGUUUAUCCUGAAUGUCCGCUUGGACUAUCGGCUCUCCUUCCUGCUUUCUGUCUUCAAGAAGGAGUUUGUUGAUGUUUAUCCCAUGGCAGAUGCCGAUGCUACAACAUCAAUGGAGCAAACAGCCACCAUCAACCUGCAGCACAUAGGAGAGCAGGCAGAGGCCAUGUUUGGUGUGGGGAAGGGGAACAGUAUUCUGGAGGUGGAUGAUGAGGGAGGUCGUAUGUUCCUGAGGGUGCUGAUCCAUCUCACCAUGCAUGACUACCCUCCUCUGGUCUCUGGAGCUCUACAGCUGCUCUUCAAACACUUCAGCCAGAGACAGGAGGUGUUGCACACAUUCAAACAGGUCCAGUUGCUGAUCUCGGGCCAGGAUGUUGAUAACUACAAGCUGAUAAAGAGCGACCUUGACCAUCUCCGCACCACGGUGGAGAAGUCUGAGCUCUGGGUGGACAAGAAGAGCAGCUCUGGAGGAGGGGAGGGGAAGAAAGACAAGAAGGACAAAAAAGAGAAUGUAGAGAUGGCCUCAGAGGAUGCGACCCCCAAGAAAGAGAAGUCUGAAAAGAGCAAUGAGAACUACCAGAAAGUCAAAGAUAUCUUGGAGCGUCUGAAUAAGAUGUGCAGCUCGGGUGUGUGGAAGAAACAGCAGAGACUCCUGAAGAACAUGGGAGCCCACAAAGUGAUGCUGGACCUGCUGCAGGUGUCGUACGAUCAGCAUGACACCAAGAUGCAGGGGAUCAUCAAGAGCACUCACCUGUUCCUGCAGAAGUUCUGCAUGGGGAACCUGGAGAACCAGAUGCUCCUUCAUAAGAACCUCAGCCUCUUUCUCAACCCAGGACUCAUGGAGGCAGAGACAGUGCAGCACAUCUUUAGCAAUAACUACCAGCUGUGUACAGAGAUCAGUGAGAACGUGCUGCAGCAUUUCAUCCACUGCCUGGCCACUCACGGACGCCACGUACAGUACCUCAACUUCCUGCACACCAUCAUCAAGGCCGAGGGCAAGUACGUGAAGAAGUGCCAGGACAUGAUCAUGACUGAGUUAACCAAUGCUGGGGAGGAUGUGGUGGUGUUUUAUAAUGACAAGGCGUCAUUUUCCACCAUGCUGGAGCUGAUGGCAGAGUCCAGGGAGGGGGUUCAGGAGAACAGCCCCCUGCGCUACCACAUCUCUCUGGUGGAGCUGCUAUCUGCCUGCGCUGAGGGCAAGAACGUCUACACAGAGAUCAAAUGUACCUCACUGCUGCCCCUAGAGGAUGUGGUGAGAGUGGUCACACAUGAGGACUGCAUCACAGAGGUGAAGGUUGCCUAUGUGAACUUUGUGAACCACUGCUACGUAGAUACAGAGGUAGAGAUGAAGGAGAUUUACACCAGCAAUCACAUCUGGAAACUGUUUGAGGACUUCACUGUGGACAUGGCCAGGGUGUGUAACAAGAGAGAGAAGCGUCUGACUGACCCUAUCCUGGAGAAGUACAUCAUCAACGUGGUGUUUGAUACCAUCAAUGCCUUCUUCAGCUCCCCUUUCUCUGAAAACAGCACCUCUCUACAGACCCACCACACCAUAGUGACACAGCUGCUCCAGUCUAGCAUGCGUCUGCUGGACUGUCCCUGGCUGCAGCAGCAACACAGAGGCCUGGUGGAGACCUGCAUCCGCACCCUGGCCAUGACAGCAAAGUGUCGCUCCAUUUCCCUGCCUCUGGACCUGGAGUCUCAGAUCACCACCAUGCUGAGCAGCAGUGCUCCCAACGCUCUGUCCCGCUCCAACCCCAACUACAAGAGCUCGACCCGCUCCAGCCGCCCCUCCGCCCCCAACAACCCCUGGGAUUACAAGAACAUUAUCGAGAAGCUGCAGGACAUCAUCAACACCCUGGAGGAGCGUCUGAAGCCGCUGGUGAACGCUGAACUGUCUGUUCUGGUGGACGUCCUGCAGCAGCCUGAACUCCUCUUCCUGGAAGGGACGGACGCACGACAACGCUGCGAAUCAGGAGGCUUCAUCUCCAAACUGAUUCAGCACACUAAAGCCCUGAUGAGCUCAGAGGAGAAGCUCUGUAUCAAGGUUCUGAGGACCCUGCAGGAGAUGCUCAUACGCACACUGGACUUUGACGAGAAGGGCAUUGCACUGAGGAAAGUGCUGCUACAGAACUACCUCUUCACCAACAAGAAGAACAACAAGGGAGAUCUGGUUGAACAUGGAGCAACAGGUGCUGAACAGGAGAGAGAUUGGGCAGCUGUAGUUGCAGUCCAGUGUCGCCUGGACAGGGAGGGUGGCACAAAGCUCUUUACUGACCUCGUCAUGAGCACCAAGAACGACAAGAUCUUCCAGGAGAGCAUCCAGCUGGCCAUAUGUCUGCUGGAGGGGGGGAACACAGAGAUCCAGAACUCCUUCUACAAGCUGAUGAUGGGGGACAACAAGUCUGAGAAGUUCUUCAAGGUUCUCCACGACCGGAUGAAAAACGCCCAGAUGGACAUCAAGGCCAACGUAUCAGUCAGCGUGGGAGAGAUGAGUAACAAAGCCAAUGACAACAAAGACCUGGACACCAGCUCUGGUGGGUUGGUUCUACCUGCGACUACUCUGCCUCUCUUGGCCCCCUCCAUUGGCCAGGUCCCUGUCACUGCCCUGGCCUCAGAGCCUGAGCAGAAGGAGGUGGAGACAGAGAUGGGCCCUGCAAUCAUCAUUAUGAAACCCAUCCUGCGCUUCCUCCAGCUGCUCUGUGAGAACCACAACCAGGAUCUGCAGAACUUCCUUCGCUGCCAGAACAACAAGACCAACUACAACCUGGUGUGUGAGACACUGCAGUUCCUGGACAUCAUGUGUGGCAGCACCACGGGAGGCCUGGGCCUGCUGGGUCUCUACAUCAACGAGAGCAACGUGGGCCUCAUCACCCAGACCCUGGAGACGCUCACAGAGUACUGCCAGGGCCCCUGCCAGGAGAACCAGACUUGUAUAGUGACCCAUGAGUCGAACGGCAUCGACAUCAUCACAGCCCUCAUACUGAAUGACAUCAGUCCUCUGUGUCGUUACCGCAUGGAGAUGGUGCUGCAGCUCAAGGACAACGCCUCCAAGCUGCUGCUGGCUCUGAUGGAGAGUCGCCAUGACAGCGAGAAUGCAGAGAGGAUACUGUUCAACCUCCGACCUCGGGAACUGGUGAAGGUGAUAAAGAAAGCCUACCAGCAGGAGAGUGAAUGUGAAGGUGGAGAGGUUUCACCUCAAGAGGUCGGCCACAACAUCUACAUCCUGGCACUUCAGCUGGCGAGGCACAAUAAGAUUUUACUCAAUCUGCUGAAACCUGCAAAGAGGACCAAGGAGGGAGAGGAGGGCAUAUCCUCUAUGUUGAACCUGAACAACCGGCCGCUCUCACAAAUGUUGAAAUCUACCGUGCCGGUAGAGAGUGAGGAGCAGGACCCACUGGAGUUCUAUGAUCAGCACACUUCACAGAUAGAGAUUGUACGUGAGGACCGCAGCAUGGAGCAGAUCGUGUUUCCCAUUCAUCCCAUCUGUGAGUUCCUGACGGAGGAGUCCAAGUUCCGUGUGUUCAACACCACAGAGCAGGACGAACAGGGCAGCAAGGUCACACACUUCUUCCAGCAGGCCUCCUUCCUCCACAACGAGAUGGAGUGGCAGAAGAAGCUCCGCAGUAUGCCGGUGCUGUUUUGGUUCUCUCGCAGGAUGAGCACAUGGGGCAGCAUCUCCUUUAACCUGGCCGUCUUCAUCAACCUCAUCAUCGCCUUCUUCUACCCCUACGACUCAGGCCAAGGUGCGAUAGAUGACUCGAUGCUGUCCAUGCUGUUCUGGGGCUUCCUGGGUCUGUCUGUCAUGGGCAUGUUCUCCAAACGCUACGGCCUCAGGCCCUUCACUGUGGCCCUCAUACUGCGCUCCAUAUACUGCUUUGGCAUCGGCCCCACUCUCAUCCUACUGGGCACCCUCAAUCUGAUAAAUAAGAUAGUGUUUGUGGUGAGCUUCGUGGGCAACAAUGGGACAUUUAUCAUGGGCUACCGUGCGAUGGUGAUGGAUGUGGAGUUCCUUUACCACCUGGCCUAUGUUCUGACCAGCACCCUGGGGCUCUGUGUCCACGAACUCUUCUACAGCUUCCUGCUGUUUGAUCUGAUCUAUCGAGAGGAGACCCUGUUCAAUGUGAUAAAGAGUGUGACCCGUAAUGGGCGCUCCAUCCUGCUCACUGCCCUGCUGGCCCUCAUCCUGGUCUACCUGUUCUCCAUCGUGGGCUUCCUCUGCCUCAAGAACGACUUCAUCAUGGAGGUGGACCCUCUGCCUCAGAUAGACUCAGGAGGACAUGGCAAUGAGAAGGCGUCCCAGGACUUCCUGAACUCCUGCAGUGGAGAUGGAGUCAGCUGCACUGCCGAGGCAGGACUCCCUGCUGAACCUGAUGAGGAGAACAAUUCGGAGCGGGCCUGUGACACUCUGCUCAUGUGCAUUGUCACUGUGCUGAACCACGGGCUGAGGAACGGUGGUGGGGUGGGAGACGUGCUACGCAAGCCCUCCAAAAACGAGCCACUGUUCCCAGCCCGCGUCAUCUACGAUCUCCUCUUCUACUUUAUCGUCAUCAUCAUCGUACUCAACUUGAUCUUUGGUGUCAUCAUCGACACCUUCGCUGACUUGCGUAGUGAGAAACAGAAGAAAGAGGAGGUCCUCAAGACCACCUGCUUCAUCUGUGGUCUGGAGAGAGACAAGUUUGACAAUAAAACGGUGUCUUUUGAGGAGCACAUAAAGUUGGAGCACAACAUCUGGAACUACCUGUAUUUCAUCGUGCUUGUUCGCGAGAAGAACAAAACUGACUACACAGGUCCAGAGAGUUAUGUGGCACUCAUGAUAAAGAGUAAGAACCUGGACUGGUUCCCCCGCAUGCAGGCCAUGUCCCUGGUGGUGACGGAUGGAGACGGGGAGCAGAAUGAAAUGAGGAACCUGCAGGACAGACUGACGUCCACUAUGAACGUGGUCAGCCAACUCACAGGACAGCUAACAGAGCUCAAAGAGCAGAUGACGGAGCAGAGGAAGAGGAGGCAGAGGAUGGGCUUCGUGGAGUCAGGAGGAGCUGGUGCAGCUAGUAUAUCCCCCAGUGCUGCUGGAGGAAACCACCAGAUGUACAACAAACCCUGAUGUCCCAUCUUACUGCCAAGCCUAUCCAUCCAUCCAAUACUUUCAGUGUUGGAAUCAUCAAUCAUGUGUUAAACAUAGUGGCAAUGUUCCUAGUUGUGACUGAUGCUGAGAGGACUGAGUUACUGCUGUUGGGUUCUUUGUAAAUCCAUGUUUUUCUUCUUUAAGGGCCCCUUCAGUACUUCCAGUAGUCUGAAGCAAUAGAGGAACAUCAGCAAUCUUUGGGAAGAUCUCAAUUGCAUACUCCUCACAUCCUCUCCCCUCAUCUCCUUCUCAAAACCCAUUGGAUGAGAAAGCCAGAGGUCCCGCCCCUCUGACCUUCUCCUCCAAUGGAUUGAGGAGGAGAGAGGACGCGAGGAUUAUGCAAUUGAGCUUCCCCAUGUUCUUGGUCCAUGGGUGUUUGUCCUCACAGCCAUCUAUUAAUGGCAUUUGCACUGUUGCUGUGACAGACAUACCUCAGAUGAGGAAAUAAUGGGUAAUUGAUUCCUGCGAAGCAUCCAUCCUUUUAUUAGUCAUGUAUUUAUAUAGUAAUAUUAAUAUACACUGAUUAAUACAGUAGGCCCAUGAGUACCACAAUGUUUGAGUGUCUGAAGCAUGCAUGUGAUUUGGUUUGGAACACAUUUACUUGUCACAGGGCCAUUGGCCUGGUUAGAGAAGCGUCUCCAUUGCACUGCAAGUGCUUGCAUUGAAAAAUAGAUGCCUUGAGAGAUUAUCUUCUCUGACAGGCCUCAGUAAAAUUAAUUUGAUUUUAA
This is a messenger RNA of Coregonus clupeaformis (lake whitefish), 9133 nucleotides long. RefSeq names its product inositol 1,4,5-trisphosphate receptor type 3. Bases 342 to 8384 code for a protein of 2680 amino acids. The record is from RefSeq and is a predicted model, not a curated record. The transcript has 58 exons. Gene Ontology annotation, cellular component: membrane; endoplasmic reticulum. Gene Ontology annotation, molecular function: inositol 1,4,5 trisphosphate binding; inositol 1,4,5-trisphosphate-gated calcium channel activity. Lineage: Eukaryota; Metazoa; Chordata; Actinopteri; Salmoniformes; Salmonidae. Gene Ontology annotation, biological process: calcium ion transmembrane transport.